Molecule: messenger RNA, 2397 nt
Organism: Culicoides brevitarsis
Lineage: Eukaryota; Metazoa; Arthropoda; Insecta; Diptera; Ceratopogonidae
Gene: Dok
Exons: 1
Coding region: 355-2070 (571 amino acids)
Biological process (GO): Ras protein signal transduction; positive regulation of MAPK cascade; cell surface receptor protein tyrosine kinase signaling pathway
Cellular component (GO): cytoplasm
Source: RefSeq, a predicted model, not a curated record
UCUAACAUUCUUAAGUCGUCGUCAGGUUCGCGAGACAAAUUUUAUUAAAUAAUUUUUUUUAUUUUAAAUUUACAUUAAAAUACAAGAACUUUUUAGUUAGAAAUUAUAAAAAAAUAAUUUUAAUAAAAAAUUAAAAUAAAAGAGAAAGACAAUAUGUGAUAAAAGUCAAAAGAGAUAAAAUGAAGUGAAUUAAGGACUAUGCAAAAAGUUAACAAAGAAAGCCACCUCAGCUAAAUACACAAAUGAAAAAAUAAAAGUCGCGUGUGACUGUAUGCACCUUUGUGACAAAUUGAGAAAAGUUUUUCGGUCGUUGAAUGAAAUAGAUGAGGAAAAUCAAUAAAAUAUUGCGACGCAAUGGAUUGUGAUCGUGAGAUACCAGUUUUAUCUGGUUACUUAACCAUUGUACAAAAUGUUAAUUUUACCAAUGGUGGCAUAUCAUUAAACGCAACAACGACGUCUAGCAAAAUAUCGAAAAAGAAGUCUGCUAGCUCGCGGUACUGCAUGCUAUUCAAAGCCAGUCAAUAUGGCAUUGAGCGACUGGAGUUGUGCGACAGCGAGCACGACAACAAAAAUGCAACAAUUGUAACGCUAGAAAAUUGUGUUAAAAUUACGAAUGAACCAGCGCCCGCUAAUUUAAUUACGAUCGUAACGAAAACGGGUCAGCUGGUGCUGAAUGUGCUCGACGAAGAGGAGCUAAAAAAGUGGACGCGUGCCUUGCAAAAAGUCGCCUUCAAGGAGAAAAUCCAAUCAACCAAACGUGCCUCGGUAAUUGAGACCGACAACGAGCUCUAUUACUCGUCAUACGACGAAGGCGUCUUCGAUGUAAAACUAAUUGCCGACGAAACCUUAAAAAAAUGCAAAAUCGAGCCGAAAAAAUACAUGUUGGAACUAACGCAAACCGAAAUGCAAUUGCGCGACUACAAAAAUCGAGACUACGUCGUUUGCAAGUGGCCAUAUCGUUUCAUUCGCAAGUACGGAUAUCGCGACGGCAAAUUUACCUUUGAAGCGGGACGCAAAUGCGAAACGGGCGAAGGCAUGUUCAAGUUUGAUCACGGAAAUCCGCAGGAAAUUUUCCGCUGUAUGUCGGCCCGCAUGAAAACCAUGAAGAAACUCAUUAAAGGUGAUAGUAGUGUGAGUCUCGAUUGCGGCGAAACGCAAUUAAGUGCCGCAUUGUCGAUGGAAGCGGGUUCACGAAGUCCCUUGCCGCCGUCGCCGAACCAAAAAUCACCGGAAUUCGAAACUGCCAUAACACAAAGUCAAAUGUCGAUGACCCGAAUUGGUUUUAGCUCGGAUUCGAUAGACUUUUCGACAGCUAGUACUAUGCCAAUCGGCAUGAAAGUCGUCAUGCCGCCCAAGCCGCCGCGUCGUUCAUUGACGCCACUUGCUUUGAAUAUCAACCACGACGACAACGGCGUGCGAAAAAGUCCGCCUUAUGAAGUUGUAUCGAAUUCCAUGGUGGGUAAAAUUGGGAAACGCAACAAUUAUGACUGCAUAAAGACCAUUUCCGAUGCCUGGCGAACUUUAGGAAUUGCCGAGCCACGUCACACGGAACACAGUUCGUCGCCGGAAAGGGAUUUGAUUGAGUUUUCCUUUCAGCGGAGCAAUUCGUCGCGACAGAAGCAGGACAGUGAUAACAAUAACGUUGUAGAAGAAUUUACUAACAAAAUUUUCGUGUCAAAUGGCGAUGAUGAUGCCCAAGAGGAACACUACGAUAAACUUGACUUUCUUCGAUCGAACAGCAAGAUCUCCAAUGGUUAUGAAAAAAUUUCCAAAAUGAAACUCGCUUUGAGUCCAUCGAGUGCCAAUGCUAAUAAAACUUUUACGGACGAUUACGAGCUCAUUGGAAGUCCCACGUUGGAAAUUCCCGAUACGCAAGCAUGUCGCUUGGCAGAUGACUCGUAUUUGGGCUACGGUAAGAUCCAAAUUAGACCACAACCAAUGCUAACGGGAGAUCCGCCCAUGGGACUUCCGCCACCGCCGCCAACUAACACAACAAAUCUCUGCUGUCUCGAUCACACGACCUACAAUGGGCUGAACUACGCACAAGUGAGUAAACCGAAGCAUGUCUAAUCAAUUAUAUCGCCCUCCGUUAGACGAUUAACGACGACGAGAAAGACCCAAGUUGCCAUAAACCAUGCUUUUAGUAGAUUUAGAAACUUUUUACUUUUUCGUCCAAUUUAUGUGCUUAAUUAGGAUUAAAUUUUAUUAAUUUUUAGUCAAAUACAUGUUCAUAGAAAGAAUCUAGAACUUUGUACAGAUUUUAGUAAAAGAGAAAAAAAAAGUUAAAUUUAUGUUACGUUAAAUUUGAUGCGUCUUUAAAAGACAAACGUUUUUAGAAUUUAGUUCUUAAGAGACUGUUAUGAUUCUUAUAUAUUGUAAAAAAAGAAUAGUAAUAAA